UCUGAACAACUCUUUCUUCUUCAACUUCUAUGUUUUAUUAUUGUGCCACUGAUUUACUGUUUCUUGUUCUCACUUUCUUUUGCAUCUUUGUUGAUUUUUUUUCAAAGAUCCAAACUUAUAUUCUUGGAACGAUGUAUGCAUGUGUAUGUAUAUAUAGAUCUGUAUAAGUUUUGUAUUGCAUGAUUAACAUUACUUUCUUGACAGUCUGUCCAUAAAGGGUUUGGUUAUGUUUUGUUUCUUGAUUUUUAUCCCCAGAUUUCUUUUUAAAGCUCAUGUUUCUGUGUGUUUCGUCUUCUUCUUUUAUCCACAGGUUUUAUAGCCCCUCAGAAAUUUGACAUUAUAAGUGAUCUGAUGUUAUGAAGAAUAGCAGAGAGGUGAAUAGUAACAGUGGAAGGAUCAAAUGUUCUUCUUAUCCAUCAUUAUCUACUGAUGAAGGAUCUCCAAAUAAUCCAUCAUCUUCUUCCCAUUUCUUGCAUCUCACCAAGCCUAGUGAUGAGUUAGGUCAAUCACAUCUUUCCACUUUCUCCAUCAGAGGUUAUGCAUUUAGUAACCGGACCAAAAACAUUCAGAAAAGCUGGCCUUUCUCUUCAACAAGUCUGCAACUUUGUUUAAAACAUGGCUUGAGUGAUCCAUUGCCACCUAUUCAGCCUCUUGGCCCUAUGAUAAGCCAUCCUCCUGAAGCUUCAUCAUCCAACAAGCCAACUUUAACUCAUGUUGAAGCCAUAAGCAGCAAGAGAAAGUUAGGAAGACUUGCUUCCAGUGAUCAUGCAUCAGCAGAGAUUACUAAACAAGGCUUUGAGAAUGGUUCCAAAUCCAAAACACAAGUCACUACAGUUAACAAGACUCCAAGAAAGAAAUGUGGGUUAGUAGUGAAACCUGGAGCUUGUGUGGAUGGUUCAUCAAAAGAAGAUCAGGCUUUGAGAACUUGUCCCAUCUGCAAAACCUUCUCGUCUGCUUCUAACACCACUUUGAAUGCGCAUAUCGAUCAGUGCCUGUCUGUUGACUUGGGAGAGCAGCCAGUUAGUAAGCCAAACAAGCCUAGGAACCACAAGCCGCGGUUGAAGGUUAAAACGAUGGUUGAUAUCUACGCUUCUGCAAAAGGAUGCACACUAGAAGAUCUUGAUAGAAGAAAUGGAACAAAGUGGGCUGUGAUCUCAAGCUACUCUAACCGUGUCAUUGUCUGUGAUAAUAAUAAGUCUGAAGUUUCCAACAAAGAGAAGAAGCUUGAUGAAGAUGGUGAUGCUGGCAUUGGACCUGUUUACAUUGAUGCUAAGGGCCAAAAACUGAGGAUUAUAUCUGAGGUUAAGGAGAAAGCUGCUGAACCAUCAAGAGAGCAUGAGAAGAAAUCAUUUAGUGAAGGUAAACGGAGUUACAAAAGCUGUAAGAAAAGACUAGAAGGCAAUGCGUCAGAGAUACACGAGUCUAGAAGAGGGUGUUCUGAAGAAUGUAGAGGCAUGGAGAGGUUAGAAACUCCAGGGACAAGUCAGCGUAGGAGGAUGCUAAGAAAACAUAGUCUUUCAAGGAAUGAAAGUAAGAAAGGGAGGAGCAUGUGUGAUCAGCCAUCUGAGAAUAUGCAUUCAUUGUCAGAAGAUCCUCUUGUGUUAAAGGGUCCAAGUCUUGUGAGUACUGAUUUAUCCGAGGCGGUUAACAGUCAAAGCUCAUGGAGAAGCUGUGGGGAUAGUCAAAUCUCUGGAAAGAGUACUAACUUUGCAGCUCCUAAACCUGUGGACAAAGGAGUUAUGAAGUUAAAGAAAGCAUGGAGGUUUGAUGUUUCAGAGAAUGAAGAUGAGGAUUCAGGGAGAUGGGAGUCUGAAAUGACUCAAGAACUUGAACUGGCAGAUUAUGAUGACUGGGACGAGGCUGAAGAAACAGAUAAGGGUCUGCCUUCAACUAGGGGUGAAGAUAAUGAUUAUGAAAGUUUGGAAGAGACUGGUAAUAACAAAGGAGACUGUGAUAUGUUGGACACAAUAGAUGCUGAGUUUGAAAGCAUGGUUUUAGAGAAAAAUGGUUUUGAAACUGAAGAAGGAGGAAGCUCAUUCAUGGAGGUUGAUCCCAUUCCUAUUCCAGGGCCUCCUGGAUCAUUUCUAGAGAGUCCUUGGGACAUGGGAACUGAUGCAACUGCAACUGAAAAUCAUGGAAACUUUUUCCAGGUCCAAACAUCCUUUGAUCAGCUUGAUCUCACUGACAGAAACUUGUCUGAAUCACCUGUUUCAGCAGUUUCUAACUUUGCAGCUCCUGAAACACAGACAUUUAGUCUUCAUAACAUCAUCACUACUGACAAUGAUCAGUCAUGUUGUUGCCAGAGAAAGGAGAAUGCUCUUGAAGGUACAACAUUUAGGCAACCACCACCACACAUGAUCCAUCAAGAUCUUUUGAGUAAGUCUGUUCCCCCGGUUCCUUCAAACUCCGGUCCAGUGUUGCGGCUAAUGGGAAAAGAUUUGAUGGUUAUGAACCAAAGAGAAGAGACCUCACAUGGAGAUCCAAGUACAAAACCAACUUCUCAGUUUCAAGAUCUCUCCAAGACACAACAAGCGUCUCCUCGUGCCCAUCUUCAUCCUCCUUAUGGUGGAAACGGUUUGUAUUUGGACGCCACCACAAGCUUUUACAACAUUCCAUGACAAUACCGAUCAACUCCAGCAGUUUCCUAUUCCUGAAAGAUCUUAAAGAAGUUUUCUCCUCAACCAUUCAACCUCAAGAUUUCAUGAUUCUCUAACAAAGAGGCUGAGAAGAAUCUCAAGAGGCUGUUAUGAAGAAAUGGUGAGAUAUAAGUUCGGUUUGAAUCUACCUAUAGAAUAUUGAGAAACGCCACCGAGGUAAAUGUAAGUUAUUAUAAUGUUAUGGAACCGCAUUUUGAAUAAAAAGUAUACAUGACUUUAACCUCAUGAUUCUUUCUUUCUAUAUAGAUAUUUAUAUAUGUGGUUGAAAUCAUGUGAGGUAGUCAAGAUCAUGGUCACCGUCAUGACAUGCAUUAUGUGUACGCAAUUCAUUUUCUUUUGUCUCACGAAUUCCUAAUUAUUUUAGAUAUAACCUGUUGAGUGUAAAUAAUGUCACAUAAAUUAGAUGGGGAUAUAUUUGAUGUAUAGUAUAACAACUAUUAUGAGAGUUGCAUUUCGUGAUGAUGAGCUGUUUUCUUGUUA
Messenger RNA from Brassica napus (rape), 3137 nucleotides. RefSeq lists its product as uncharacterized. Lineage: Eukaryota; Viridiplantae; Streptophyta; Magnoliopsida; Brassicales; Brassicaceae. The transcript has 4 exons. Bases 357 to 2618 code for a protein of 753 amino acids. The record is from RefSeq and is a predicted model, not a curated record.